Molecule: messenger RNA, 898 nt
Organism: Blepharisma stoltei
Lineage: Eukaryota; Ciliophora; Heterotrichea; Heterotrichida; Blepharismidae
Source: the annotation of a GenBank genome assembly
AUGAAGGUUCUCGAAAUAUUUCUUAUAUCAAUGCUUGUGGUAUUUUCAAAUUUUGUCUCUGGUCAUGAUUGUUCUAACGGCAGAGGCGACUAUGACGAUAGAGAUGAAUGCACAGACGAGGAUUCUCAUAUAACGAAGAAAACUGUUAUUAUUGUUGCUAUUAUUGGAUCUUUUUUUGGCCUUAUGUAAAUUUUAUUUUACUCCUAGCUUGCGCAACUAAAGAAUUAAAUAACCUUUUUAUUGAGAAAAAAAUACAUAAGGAAGCAAAAAAUUAUUUCAACCUCUAAGUGAUGAUUGCUUUAACGAAAUCUCUAACUAAUUUAUUGAUUUUUAUACAUCUUGUAUUCUAAAAUAUAAAUUUUGCAAAUUAAAUUAAUUUUACUUUCCAAUUUUUAGAAUUUAUUAAUUUUUUUAGAAUUUAUUAAUUUUUUUAAAAUUUAAAAAUUUUAAAAAAAUUAUCUCUCUUAUGAUUGAGCAAAAUAUUUGGCUCGCUUGUGCAGGAGAAGUUAGAGGAAUUGGAGUAUGCAUAUUUAUAAUCAUAAGAGAUCAUAAGCGCGCAGCAAGGCAAGCAAGCAAUCCUGAGUUAUCUACAAAUAGAAACCUUGCAGAAUUAACAAACCUAAGAAAUAACAGUUUAGAAUGCGAAAAUCAUAAAAAAACAAUAAAAAUUUGCCCAAAAAUAAUAAAUAAGCAUAUCCCAUCACGCUUGUUUAAGGCUGGAGAAAAUUUAAGUGACAUAUUAGUAUGCACAAUCUGUCUGAGUAAUAUUGAGGGUGGCCAGCUAAUAAGAACUCUUUCGUGCAAAGAUAUUUUUCAUGCAGCUUGUAUAGAUGAAUGGCUAGUUGAGUCAAAAAAAAACAGAUGCCCAAAUUGCAAUGCAGAAAUAAAUUUAAAAUAG